Molecule: messenger RNA, 554 nt
Organism: Oppia nitens
Lineage: Eukaryota; Metazoa; Arthropoda; Arachnida; Sarcoptiformes; Oppiidae
Exons: 2
Coding region: 110-475 (121 amino acids)
Source: RefSeq, a predicted model, not a curated record
AAAGUAAUUUUGCAUUUUAUGUUGUAAACUAAUAAAAAUUGCAUUGUAAUAAUAAUUGCAUUGCAUUAUAAUUUACUGUACUAUAAAUUUCAAAAUUAUCAAAAAAAAUAUGUUUAGCAAAUUUCUAUUAAUAACAAUUAUUGUUAUUUAUACACAAUGUAAUCAAGCUCAAGAGGUGACAUCAGAGGGAUCGUCCAAUUUGGUGACACCUACUACGGCGUCCACGACGUGUGGGACAAUAGAGUUUCAAUUUUGUCAAUUGUAUCCAUUGAUCAAUUCGUGUCCCGAAAAACACUUUUGCCAUAACUCUAGUUCUGUCAUCGAUCCGAAUGUCGGUAUCUGUUAUAAAACUCACGAGUUUUGUGCCACUCUUAACCAGAAUUGCUGUUCCGAUACAGACUGUUGUCGUCCAACAAGUGAAUCAAACUCACCGUUAGAUUGUGUGGACAAUAUUUGCAGAGUUUUGUUACUUUGAGUGAUAAAUAGUUUUUUUUAACGAUUUUUAUUAUCAUUUUAUUCAAUACCUUUGUUUUCAAUAAAUAUUAAAUAUUUUG